AGACGUUAUUUUUUCAAACGGACCGAUUUCCUUUAAGCGGACCGCCCUCCUUUUGGUCCGUCCUUCCGACUUCCGCCUCAGCUACGAGCCGAGAUGGCCCCAACCAAGAAAGGAGAGAAAAAGAAGGGGCGUUCAGCCAUCAACGAGGUGGUGACCAGAGAGUACACCAUCAACAUCCAUAAACGCAUCCAUGGAAUUGGCUUCAAAAAGAGAGCCCCCCGUGCGAUCAAGGAGAUCCGCAAGUUUGCCAUGAAGGAGAUGGGAACUCCUGAUGUUCGCAUUGACACUCGCCUCAACAAGGCAGUGUGGAGCAAAGGGAUCAGGAACGUGCCGUACAGGAUGCGCGUCCGACUGUCCAGGAAGCGUAACGAGGAUGAGGACUCUCCCAACAAACUGUACACCCUGGUCACAUACGUUCCUGUCACCACGUGCAAAGGUCUGCAGACUGUCAAUGUCGAUGAAAACUAAAUUUGUGGAAUAAAUAAAAAAAAAUGAAAAUCU
Molecule: messenger RNA, 501 nt
Organism: Cyprinodon tularosa
Lineage: Eukaryota; Metazoa; Chordata; Actinopteri; Cyprinodontiformes; Cyprinodontidae
Gene: rpl31
Product: ribosomal protein L31
Exons: 5
Coding region: 94-468 (124 amino acids)
Biological process (GO): cytoplasmic translation
Cellular component (GO): cytosolic large ribosomal subunit; ribosome
Molecular function (GO): structural constituent of ribosome
Source: RefSeq, a predicted model, not a curated record